Molecule: messenger RNA, 12369 nt
Organism: Paramuricea clavata
Lineage: Eukaryota; Metazoa; Cnidaria; Anthozoa; Malacalcyonacea; Plexauridae
Source: the annotation of a GenBank genome assembly
AUUGUCAAACAUAUUACAUAAAGUACCAGGCGAAUGAGCUCCCGUGCACCACGCCGCUGUGCAAAUUGGAACAAAAUGGCGGAAGUUUGUUUUGAACGUUUAAAAACAUCAAUAUUUUGAAAGAUUUUUAUACCGUAGUAAACAUGAAUACAAUCACGGCAGUGAAGCAAUAUGUUACCAAGAUGGUCGAGGACAGUGGUAGCGGAAUGAAGGUCUUGUUGUUGGACAAGGAAACAGUAUGUGUCCUGUUUUAUUUUACUCAUUUCAGUCACUUAACAAUGAAUGGGCCAUUCCAUUUAAAUUUAAUUUAAUACGUGCACCUUCCGUAUUGAGGGCCUGGGGGUCUGGAUAUCCAAUGAGGGAGGAGGGUGUCUUCAUCUUAAAUUUUCCUGAGGGGUAGCUUGAGAGAAUUAAAAAAAAUGGCAAAAAUUUAUAGGUGUUUUAGUGAUAUCCAGGGGGAGGGGGGGGGGACAAAUCCUAAAGCGGUUAGGGGCCACCCAGGGUGGAAAGUUUGUAUCGUGCAACCGAGAUAUCGGGCGUGCAAUUUUGAUGCUUUCUAUAUACUUACUAUUAGGAAUGUUUGGUAUGAGAAAUUUCCGGUAUACCGAAAAUGUUAUACCGAUAUUAUCGGUAUACCGGUUUUCCUUUGAUAGUUAUAAAGGAAAAUUCUUUAAUGGAAAUUUGAAGGAAAUUUUGAGUAAUUCUAAAAGGGAAAACGAUAAUGUCGAAGCUGUUUUGAACAUGUUUUGAACGACACGUACUCAGUGUAAAAUCUCACUGAAGUGGAAAUUCUAAAUCAUUGCAGUAGAAAGUUCUUUGAAUUGCCAUUCAGUAGUAAAAUAAAGGUUAUGUUUCGCCAUUUAGUUGGUAAAUUUAAUUAACACGGUAUACCGAAAAAUUCCGGUAUAUCGGAAAUUUUGGUAUAUCGGAAAUUUUGGUAUAUCGGUAUGGUUGAAUAUCCGAUAUCAGUAUGGUUGAAUAUCCGAUAUCGAUAUACCGAUAUUGAUUUAAUACCGAUAUUUUUGGUAUACCGAACAGUCCUACUUACUAUUAAGUUUUUUAAAUCUUGGUUGCACAGUUUCAAAACUUUCCAGUCAGGUGGGCCACGUUCAUAUUCGUGUUGCCAGAAAUAACAUUGAAUCGACGUUAAUAUGAGUGAGUGGGUGGGUUUUUAUGUGAACGUAUCGAUGUUAUCUCGUGGCAAUUUGACAAUUGAUGUCCAAAGUAACCAUCCCAUUACAGCUUUUGUAUUAUAAAUUUGAAAGUCAAAAUACGACUGAAUAUCGAUUGACGUUAUCUGGGGUGGGUGGUUGGGAUGGUGAAGUAAUAAUGUCGAUUCAACGUUAUUUGUAGCAACAUGAAUAUGGAUGUGGUCCCUUAAGAGUAAGAUAUUCUAAAGGAAGUGGCUAUUCGUACUGGAACAGUACGCCGAGUUUGAUUUGCUAUUCGUACUGCAGUCGGAAUAUUUAAGAUAAACAGACCCCAAACCCUUCUCUAACCCUGACCAAUAUUAAUAAAUAAUUUGAGAGUUAAAAAAAAAUCAGGAAAAAUUUUUUUAACUGGACCCGACCUCAUUUCGCUUUGCACACACACAAUGCCUUUGCCAAAUAUGCUACCGGCAAGCUUUCUGAAAGCUGUUCCAAAAAAACUAUAUUACUAAUUUAAGAAAUGUAAGAAUCGGUUGCCAUACUCCAGUACGAAUAGCCACUUCGUAUUCUAAAGGUUUAAUAGUCAUAAUAAAAGAUAUCCUAUGGGGUAACUUCCACAAAUUGCAUCCAAGGGGGUUCCGAAAAAAUGCCCCCCACUAUGUUUUGUGGUAUUGCAAUGUCAGCUUCAGUUGAUAGAAGUUUCAGAUUUUUAUACCAAAUAAAAAGGAAUAUCCUGUUGUUUUAAUCCAUUGAUAUAUGAAUUAUCAAAAUGACCAACUAUUUGCCUUCUACAUUCACUUAAGGUGGCAACACCAAUUUGUCCAAAAUGUUCAAUUUGUGCAAAUUAUAGAAAUUACUGUAGGUCAAAAGUAUUUCAGGGUUUUAAAAGGGGAUGUUCAAAGAGAACUGUCUACUCUUAAAGACCUGGUUUGUGGUCCCUAACAUUAAAGAUUUUGUUUGAUAUAAAAAAAAUUAAAAUUAGCCUUUAGGAAGCUUAGGCAGAAAAGAAAUGAAAAUGCCCUCAAAUUUCUGGUUUGUGGAUGGAAUCCUGGAUAAAGAGUUAUACGAAUAAGGACAAAAAAUUAUUGUUAUGAACAGUAUUGAAUUUUUUAGAUGUAGCUUUCAAAUGAUGAACUUGGUCAAAAGUAACUAUAGUAAUUUGAAUUCUCUAAUUAUAUAAAAAGGGGCUUCAGCCAAACAGAUUAUGCAUCUGGGAUUGUAAUAAUUUGCUGACAUUGAUGUAUCCGUGUUCCUAAUCUUAAUAUAAUUUAUUUAAUUUAGACUGGCAUUGUUAGUAUGGUUUAUUCCCAGAGUGAAAUUCUUCAAAAAGAAGUUUAUCUCUUUGAAAGAAUUGAUGUUCCCAGCCGAGAAACCAUGAAACAUCUCAAAGCCAUAACGUUUCUACGACCCACAAAGGUAUGUACUCAGGUUCCAGAGGCUCUUAAUUACCCAUUGAGUGACAGCACUCUCCCCCUGAUGAAUAAAAUUGUCUGGCAUUAGACAGAGUAAAAUAAUAAAGUAGGGUGCAUCUGGGCACAUUGCCACUUAAAGGGUUAAAAAGUGAGAAACAGCAAGGUAAAGUAAACUCUAAAACUGAAGAGCUCGAGGUCAAAUGACUCAAAUCAAUUGUACUUCAUACAUAGAUGGUCAGGUUUCAUCAGAAAAUGUUGAACUAGUGCUGUGAUUUUGACAAAGAGCAAUUUUGUUUGGAUAUUACUGAGUUUGAGACAGUUCUCUCCAGUUUUUAAAAUUUUUUUUGGUUUUGCCUCAGAGGACAACGUCGGUUGAAUCAGUGUUAAAAAAAUAUUGUUUUUCCCCCGCUUAUCGAUCAUUAACCGCCUCAUCCUAGAACCUUGCAAUAUUGUUUAGCAAUUAUAUUGAAUAUAAUGCAGUUAUACAAUAUGGCUAUUUUUUCCAUCUUUUUUUCAGGAAAAUAUUGAGCAUCUAAUUAAAGAACUCAAAUCUCCAAAAUAUGGAAAUUAUUACAUUUGUAAGUGGCCUAAUGAGAUGUCGCUCAAUAUUGUCAUCUAGUCGAGCCACUAUCACAAAGAUGAUGGUCGAUGUUUACUUGGCUUUUGUUUGUUUCUUUAGAUUUUUCAAACACUGUAAAACAAUCUGACAUUAAGGGAAUGGCUGAAGCAGAUGAUCAUGAGACAGUCAAGGAAUUACAGGUUUUCAGACAACUACUUUUAAAAGAAUAUUAAAACGAGAAAUUCUGGAGCACCUACUGUACAGUAUAUGGAAAAUGGGCUCCCAAAUUUAAGUUUAAUAAAUAAAUGCCUUAUUAUCAUUAAUGUCAAUGUGAGCUUGCCUACUGUAUCUUUGACUCUUUUCAGGAAUAUUAUGCUGAUUAUUUUGCUGUCAGUCCUCAUGUUGUGUCUUUAAAUCUCCCAUCCUGUGCAAGAGCUGGGGUAAGUUUGAGCUCAGUAAAAUAAUAUACAGUGUGCCCGAUACUGAUUAUCUGUCAAGGCCUAGAAAAGAAAUACUGUACCUGUGGUUCCAGUUUUAUAUUGUGAAAAAAUUAGGGUAAGUAGGUCGGGAAAAUAAAUAUUUUUUCAUGGUUUUAGGGUGUUUUUUUUCCAGUUUUUUGCUGGGCGAUUUUCAGUACAGGGUCUAGACAGGGUGGGGGGAGGGGGUCUGAAAAUCAGUAAAUGGUAAACAUUUUGGUAUUUUAAUGGUAAAAUUUUGGUAUUAUAAUGGUAGAUCUUUGAAAAACAUUCUGAAACUAUAAACAGUAUUUUUUUUCCCUCAUGCUUCACAGUAAAAUUUUAUUGUUUUCACGACUGAGGUAACCAAAAUUGAGUGAAUCAUGACUCACAAUAUACCCCAUCAACACCCUCUCAGUAGAGUCCCGACAUCAAUAUCAACUAGAGAUACGUAUUUUCUAUGGACGAAUUUUGACACGCUGUAUGCUGACGCCAUUUUGACACGCUGUAUGCUGAGAAAAUAGGGUCGCACAGUCAAUCGCGUUGAAAAAAUAAUAGGAUUGGCAGAAAAAAUCGGGAAACCGUAACCACAGGUGUUUUUUUUUAGGCCCCGAAUCACUAUAUAGGGGUGCUUUGGAGCACAAUAUACUGUUUCUUAAUGGUCCUUAAUGGGUUGAAUGCAGUAGUGAUUUAGUUAGUGUAAAUGCAAGACUGUGUUUUCAUCUGUUGAAUGAAUGAAAUUUCUUCAAAUAGGGUUCAGCGUGGGACAUAAAGGCAUUUGACCGCACAACUGAUGGACUGUGUGCAAUGUUAUUAUCCUUACGCAAAUCUCCACUUAUUCGAUAUCAUGGUUUCUCAGAUAUGGCCAGAAGACUUGCUGGAAAUAUUAGGGUAAUACACAUGCACAUUAGGGUUAUAGCAGUACAGCUUGUGAAUGUACAUGUAGCAUAAUAUUUUGCAAUAAGCUGCAUUGGUUGUGUUACUUUGAACUACCGUCAAGUGUUGCUGUCUUUUAAAUGGUCGCAUUUGUUGGUUUUUAGCUUGCUAUUGACAAGAAUGCAACAAUGUUUGAUUUUCGUCGGCAAGAUAUUCCUCCAUUGUUGUUGAUUCUUGAUCGCCGUGAUGACCCAGUCACACCUUUACUUAAUCAGGUAUGAAAGACUUUGAAUUGUCUUGAACCGAACUACCCUGUACUGUAACCUUCACAGGAUAAAUCUGUCCUUCACCCUGUUCCCGCCCUCCAUGGAGAACAUGUGUGAUGAUAAUUAAUGUUUGAUGGAGUCAACUUGAAACUAAAUUAACACUUUUAAUUUAUGCCGUGGUUAUUGCUUCGAUCGACACCGAAACUUUAAGGUGUAUGGCUAUAGAUCCAACAAAAGUGUUUCCUCGUUCUUUAAACAUGCUAAAAUGAUACCAAGUAGAUAUCAGUUACAGGGUUCGUAGCGGUCUUUGAAAUCCUUGAAAGUCUUUAAAUUUGAAUGCAGGUCUUUAAGGUCUUUGAAAAGUCUUUGAAUUGUGUAAAAAAGCGAAGAAAGUCUUUAAAAUUCUUUAGUGGGUGUUUGAUUAUACGAUUUCCUAGCUAAUAAAAUAGAUUGAUUGAAGCAAGAUUUUCGCAAAUAUCGACGAAAAGGCACAUUUUAGGAUGUGAUUUGACGGGACUAAUUACUGGGUAAAAAUGUUGCUUACACUUGCAAUUUUUGGACAGCUGAUUGCUCUCAAAGGUCUUUGAAAAGUCUUUGAAAAUAGGCGGAAAAAAUCUUUGAAAGUCUUUAAAUAUUUUUGGUCUUGGAGACUACGAACCCUGAGUUAAUUUCAAGCAAUUUCUCCAUAGUACAUGUAGAGUGUUUAAGGCAUUUGCCUCACAUGUGCUAUCGCCCGGAUCGAAUCCGGGAGUGAAAUUUUAAGUGUAUGUGUAAGAGUUCUACCUACAAACAAGUGGCCAGAAUGCUUAGGAUAAGAACCAGUUAGAGUUAGAGUAGGGGUGAGAGUGCGGGAUAGGUUCAUAACAAAUUUAUUAUCCAUAAAAAACAGAAUAUUGUAUGUACGCAAACGUAAUACCACAUAUGUCGGAUCUAUAGCCAUAGAACUUACAGUAAAGUUCUGGUGUCGGAUCAAUAAUCACACUGUUUAAUUUAUACUGGAUAAGCAAACUGUUGUCUCUAGAAACGCAGUAAGAGUCAUUCCCUAUAAUUGGUGUGCUAACCACUUAAAAAGGAGUACGUACAGUACCACGAGAAUAGAACCAGCAUUGGUUGGCUGGAAGCACUCUCUCACACAAAACUCAUGAGAACGUAUCACAUUGCAACUGAAUUUUGCAGGAAUAGAAAUAUCAUAUGAUGUGCUGACGACUUAAUUUAUCUUUUUCUGACCAGUGGACAUACCAAGCCAUGGUUCAUGAGCUGCUUGGUAUAAACAACAACAGAAUUGACUUGUCAAAAGUUCCAGGCAUCAGCAAGGAUCUUCAGGUGAGAAUCGGUCAUUCCAGAAAGGCAUGCAGGCAUACAGUACUUCUCCUACGGAGGAAAUUGGUUAACCCUGCCACCCCUUUCCCCCCUAUCCCUUUGGACAGCAGAAAUUUCCUCCUUUGGGGGAGUGUGCCACAUCUUUUGUGGAACGACCCAAUACAAACGAUGUGUAUAUUGUGAGUGCAAACACAAACUUAGCUUAAUGACUUUUAAGCCUAUCAUGGCAUAUGGUACAUGUACUGUAAUGGCAGUGUCAUAGUAUGUAAUAUUUUUUGCUUUAUAGGAGGUAGUUCUGUCAUCUGAGCAUGAUGACUUCUACCAAAAGGUAUGUACUGUAUAACAUUUUCAUGGUUGCGCACCUCUAGUGGUAAUUUAGCUUCAUAAGGCCUGGUUCACCCUAGCAAUUCUGUGGUCUGACCCAAACUCAAUUAGGUCUGGCCCAAACAUUUUGUUAGAUGGUUCUCUGAGCCACCAGGCCCAUCAAUAUGCCUGUUUCCUCUGUAGUGGCCGACGGUUCCUUGCAUAAGAAACAUACACUAGAAAACCACAGAAAAAUAACAUAAAUAUUUGCGAAGGACAGGGUCAAUACACCAGCUGUUUUUUAUUUAGAACAAAUAUUUGAACUUUGGUGAGAUUGCCCAGAACAGCAAGGAGUUGAUGGAAGAAUUUCAAAAAACUGUCAAAAGCAGUCAGAAAUUGGACUCAAUUGCCGAUAUGAAGGUUUGUGCUGGAUUUAGGUUCAAAAGGACGGGGGUCUAAUAUCAAAUAUAUAUUUUUUUGUUUAACCCAUUAAGCGCCAGUGCUCUCCCCUUGACAAGUAAAGUCGUCUGGCAUUAGACAGAGUAAAGUAAUAAAGUAGGGCGCAUGCGAGUCAAUGGGUUAAAACAAAAAUAAAAUAUUGUCAAGCAUGAUUACUUGUCAAGCAUGAUUACAGACUAGUGCCUUGUUGCUGCAGCUCCGUUAAGUGAUUAAUAUGUACCUGGUCAAAAUAGUCACUACAUGGAUGUGGCAACAUCCGGCAUUCAGUAAAAAUUUGCCGGAUAUUUACCAGAUAUACUGUACUGGAACCAUCUGUUUUGCAUUAAGAUAUUAUGAAACACAACCAACUAGUCUACUGGACAAUGUGACACAAUAAAAUGAAUUUACAGGUGACACUUUUUUUUGUGAUGUAAACUGCUUUCUGCUUGUAUAUCGUCUGAUGAUCCUUGUGCCACAUAUGUACUAAAAGACAAAUGAAUGGACUUUUUUAUGACAAAAAGUAUCGCAAUGUAUCGUCCAAGUAUUGUACCACCAUCAUUAUCCGGUUCUUGUACCCAGCAGACUACUAUCCGGUAUCUGGCAAAGCAGUAUCCGGCUCAUUUCUGACAUGCACUAACCAAUCUGAAACAAAAUACCCCUAACUGUAACAUUUUCAUUUUGUCUUUUGCCAGGCUUUUGUAGAGAACUACCCCCAAUUUCGUAAGAUGUCAGGUACGGUGACAAAACACGUGACAGUGAUCAGCGAGUUAUCACGUUUGGUGAAUGAAUAUUGUCUUCUGGAUGUCUCAGAACUCGAGCAAGAUUUAGCGGCACAAUCCGACCAUACAUCAGCUCUGCAAGUAAGAACUUAACUUAUGGUUCGUUAAGGAGUUCCACUGUGCUUGAACAUACAAACUGAAAUAAAUUACUUAAAAGCACUGAUCUAGAUCACUGGUUAAAAGCAACUUCUAAUUAGAACGAUUCAUGCCAGUAUAUGUAGUGAGAAUAACGAAAAUUUGAGAACUACCUGUAAAAAUAUAAACAGAACUUCAAUGUUUCAAGCGAUCGAAGGCCCUAGCUUUGUCUGGAAGUUAGUAUAUUUUCAGGUACAGUAGUUAUUUCUCUAGUCUUAAUUUCUAAUUAGCUCUGUCAGGUCUGUCCAAUUUAAUGCACCCUGUUUAAGGGCUUUGACCUCUUCUGAUAUACUACGCAAAUGAGAGGAAACCUAAUAAACUAAAUUAGGUUAACUAGAGACAUUGUCAGAUUUUUUAGUUAACCCAUUAAGCUGCAGAGGAGUAAAAUCGUCUGGCGUUAGACAAGUAAAAAAAUAAGUAGGGCGCAUUGCGGCUCAAUGGAUUAACUAGAGACAUUGUCAGAUUUUUAGUUAACCCAUUAAGCUGCAGAGCUUCCCUAUUGACGAGUAAAAUCGUCUGGCGUUAGAGAAGUAAAAAAAUAAGUGGGGCGCACUGGGAAUUGGGAAUUGCAUGGGUAGCAUUGAUGUAAACAACAUUAGCCAAACUUGCCUGUUAUAUUGCCCAGUAACUCUAAACAGGUCUAGUGAUUCUACAUGUGGAAACCCAACUACAAGUAGACUAAUUUUAUUUAAUACAGUUGAUAGCUCUAUCAGUUCUACUGUAGGUGUUUUUCCUAUACAGUAGUUCACCCAUUGAUUGCCACCAUAGAUAUCUUAUAUACACUAGAUAGCGCAUCUCUUUUAGUGAAAUUGAAGCCAAGAAUAUUCCAGCGGUUACCCCCAUUUGAAUAGAUGGCGGCAAUGUUGGUCGUUCCCACUUGCUAAUAAACGCUUAAAAACAACAAUAACUUUCAUUAUUUGAAUAGUUUAAAAACGUAUUUGGAAUAGGGUUAACUUAAUGUUUAAGUUCCCUGUUUAAGAAAUAGAAAACAUACGAAUCUUCUCAAUUCAUGGGAACCACCUGAAACUGCAAUCACGGCUUCAAUUUUUGAAUUGCAGAAUAAUUAGAUGCACUGUCUAGUGUAUAUAAGAUAUCUAUGAUUGCCACGAACACAGCCUUCUCUAGCUCGUUAUUUUGUUCCAAGUAAUUGGUUCCAAAUUAAUUGAUUUCUAGCGUGUGCGUCGUCUGAUCGAAAAUCCCAAAGUGCGAGAUAUUGACCUCAUGAGAACAGUUUUACUUUAUGCAUUACGCUACGAGAAACAGUCUGACGUCUCAGGGCUGCUGAGUUUGCUGGCGAGACGAGGAAUCAGUGAUUACUACCGCAGGGUGAGUUUGAACAGUCAACUAACUUCAUUUAUUUCAUGACAGCAAUGCCUUCCAACAAUUUCCAAAAAUGUGGAGUAGUUUGAGACAUUUUUUAAUUUUUGAAAAAUAUGCUGCGGUGCCCCCUUUGCUAAACCUAGGGUUGCCUAGGGUUUUAAAAGACGUUUUUUCAGUUGAAAGUAAUUGUUUUGAUGAAAGGAAUGGUUUUCGACAAUUUUCGGAGAGUUUGGAGUAGGUUGAGGCAUUUUGGUUAAUUUUUGAAAAAUUUCCUGUAGACUGAGGAACAUGUUUUUAAAACAUGUUUUUAUCAGUCGAGAGUAAUUGUUUUGAUGAAAGUAUUGGUUUCCGACAAUUUCCAGAAACUUUGGAGGAGGUUGAGGCAAAAAAUUAUGUGGUCACAACAGGCAACCAUAUUCCCUAUUGUCCCACUAUGGGUUUCCACCUAUUUUUCAAAAGCGCAGCUUCUCCCUCAAAACGUUUGAGAGAUGGCUGAAACCCAUUUCUUUCAUGAAAACCAUGAUUUUCAAAAUCAAAGAAAUAUGUUUGGAGAAAAUUUUUGGUCAAAUGUAAGGGGGGAUCACGGGCAACCAUAUUCCCUGAAGAGGUGCAUGGGCGGCACAUGUACUAAUGUCUGUCUAAUGCGUCGUUAUCUAGAUGGUUUCAGCAAUAGUGCAAUAUGGUGGUAAGAAUGUCAGAUCUAGUGACCUCUUUGGACAAAGUAAGACACCAAUGUCGCUAAGCCGCCGUUUGUUCAAAGGACUGAAGGUAUGGUAAGGGGUAUAUGGGUGUGGUACAAUGUAAUUUUUAAUGAUGUGGUAUGGGGUAUUACAAUAUGGCGUGUGGUAUGCUAUGACAUGGUAUGGUGAAUGAUGUAAUGCGUGGAUAUAGUUUUAUAGCAUGGUACAGUAUCAGUAUGGUAUACUAUGGCAUAUUAGUAUGGUAUGGUAUAUGGUUUGAUGUAUGUAGUACUGUGUGUGGCAUGUAUUGUAUGGUGCGUGAAAGCCUGUGAUAGGUUCUAUUAGAAUAUUGUGGGAACCUCUUUCGAUUGAACCAAUGUUAAAGGGUUAUUUACCGUAAUAAUUACCCUAUAUCUUACCUAGAGCUCGAUAACUGUCUCUCUGUAGCUCAGUUGGUUCAUAUAGCGCUGCACCGGAAUCGCAGGUUGGAUUCCUGUCAGGGACCUAAAGUUCCAUUUUUCACAACUGUUCCUGGUUAGGCCUGAAUAAAUGCAUAAAAAUGAAUAUGUAUAGAACUCGACAUUUCCACGUAAUAAGUUGUGCAUUUUGUUUCGUAGGGUGUUGAGAACAUUUACACACAGCACGUACCAUUAAUACAAGAGAUUUUGGACAACCUUAUUAAAGGAAAGUUGAAAGAAGCACAGUUCCCUUACCUUGGGCCUUCACAGCUCAGAGAAAGGUAAAUAUAAAUUAAUAAACCUAUCAUCGUUUGUGUGUACUGGACCACCACGUUUGAGAUAUCUUUUUUCAGGUAGUUCAGACACAAACUACGACAGCUUAUUGUAGAAUACUACCUACACUGGACCAUCACGUUUGAGAUAUCUUUUUCAGGCAGUUCAGACACAAACCACAACAGCUUAUUGUAGAAUACUACCGACACUGGGCCACCACGUUUGAGAUAUCUUUUUCAGGCAGUUCAGACACAAACCACAACAGCUUAUUGUAGAAUACUACCUGCACUGGACCACCACGUUUGAGAUAUCUUUUUCAGGUACUGUAGUUCAGACACAAACCAUGACAGCUUAUUGUAGAAUACUACCUACUGUACACUGGACCACCACGUUUGAGAUAUCUUUUUCAGGUAGAUCAGACACAAACCACGACAGAUUAUUGUAGAAUACUACCUACACUGGACGCCAAAUACGAACAAAUCUUUCAUUUCUUUAGACCUCAAGAUGUUAUCGUAUUCAUGAUUGGUGGAAUCACCUACGAAGAAACGUUAGCUGUUCAUAAUUUAAAUAAAAGUGUUCCAGGAAUUCGGAUUGUGCUUGCAGGCUCCACCAUACAUAACUGUAAGAGGUCAGUGUAAAACCUUUAGCUAAACGUCCAGUAUUACUACAGAGUACCCUAGGAAAACCUUCUUAGUUCCAACCUGGUACCGAGAGCCAAUAGAUUCUUUGACUCUGGGUACGAGAUUUGCUUGGUGCUUGUUAGAGGCAAUAAUGCAAUGACCACUGCGACACCAGCACCUCUGGCAGUUCUGCAUUAAGCAGUGCUAGAGAAAAUAAUUUUCUUCCUGGGAGCAUAACCUGGAAAUAAACUUUCCUGCGAACCAACACCAACUGAGUAUGUUUGUGCUAAAUUUCUGCCUAAACAUAGUGCCUAGCUGACCGUGGUUUUAAAUUCAAGGGAAGAUGUCGGUCAACAAUUAGUUGUUGGGCCCAUUGUGGUACAUGCAGUAUGUGUUAGGAUUUCCUUCAAACUUUGCAAAUAUUCAAUGUGACACUUUUCAGCAGCUGUCUAAUUAACAUUUCAUGCGAGCGGUUAGCGACGAAAACCCAAAGAGUGAGUGGACUAAGUUAUUUCUAUUUUGUCAAUAUUUUAGUUUUCUUGAGGAGGUCGUUAAAGCCACUGGGAUCGCAGGAGAAGAAAAACGAACAAGAAGUACAUCUGGUCAACGUCAUGGUCCAACAACGUUUUAACAACGUUUUAGAUUGAUGUAUAUAGAAAUUGUAUCCUUUAAAUUCCUGGGGCUGUUUGUAUAAAAAAGUGAUUAAAUUUCACUAUGAUUAAUUAAUUAAUAAGUACACUUAUAAGUGCAUUUAGUUAACCAAUCAGAAUUUCUGAAAGUAGAGUUAAACACUUUUUAAUCGCAAAAAAGUGAUUAAAAAGUGAUUAAAAGUUUUAUACAACCAGCCCCUGGGCACAAUUGCCUCAUGAAUUUUGAACUGUAGCAUUUUGCAAAUCAAUGACAAUUUAAUGAAAUAGUUUUAAUUAUUCCCAUUAAGGAUCUCAAACGUGGUCGUCCAGUGUAGAUAUACGAUAGUAUUCUACAAUAAGCUGUCGUGGUUUGUGUCUGAACUACCUGAAAAAUAUAUCUCAAACGUGGUGGUCCAGUGUAGGUAGUAUUCUACAAUAAGCUGUCGUGGUUUGUGUCCGAACCUUUUUGGUGGUUCCGAAUCUACAGCUUAUUAGCGUUUAGGCCCAUUUAGACUCACGAAAGAGAUCUUUAUCAUUAUUUAUAUCAUCCUAACUUUGAUAAUGCAAACGAGAAGUUAAGUUGUAACGAACUGCAGUUUCUUUCAUUGUAUGAAAGUUUUGGCGGUAAAUAAUAGUAUAACGAAUCAAUAGGGGCGACAAACAAUUUAUUAUAAAUAUAUAAAUUAAUUCAACAAGAG